AUGAUAAUAUUGGUCUGCAUAGGACUCUUCAUACUGUCUGCAUGUGGUCCUCAUCAUUAUUACUUUGUGAAUGUGAACAAGACCUGGACUGAAGCACAGUCAUACUGUAGAGAACACUACACUGACCUGGCCACUAUUGACAACCAAGAGGACACAGAUGAGCUGAUUAAAACUGUUAAAGGAGAUGUUGAGCGUGUUUGGAUUGGACUGGAGAAGAGUGGUGAUAUGAGGUGGCAGUGGUCUCUGGGAGAUCCAACAUUCUACAGAGAGGGAGAAAUGGAGUUUACAAACUGGGAUGAACGCGAACCAAAUCAUGAGAGUAGUUCUGAGGACUGUGUCAUAAUUAGAGGAAAUGGAAAAUGGAAUAACAAGUCAUGCACAGAGACUAAACCCUCUGUGUGUUAUGAUGACAAGCUGAUCCUGAUCAAUGAGACUCUGACCUGGAGUGAAGCUCUGAAUUACUGCAGAGAGCAUCAUGUGGACCUGGUCUCAGUUCACUCAGAGAAGAUUCAGGAGUGGGUGAUGGAGAUGGUUGAAAAGGCCUCCACUGCUCAUGUGUGGCUGGGCUUACGUUACAGCUGCACUCUGGGCUUCUGGUUUUGGGUGAGUGGACAAUCUCUCUGCUACCAGAACUGGGCUCCAGGGAAUGGAACUGUAGUGGAAGAAUGUGGGAAUCAGAUAAUUACAGGAGCAGUUGAGUCUGGAGGAAACAAAGAAUGGAUCAGCUUCUCUGAGACUGAGAGACUCAACUUCAUCUGCACCAACUAUGAAGUGAAUGGUUUUCUCCUGGGCCACUCAGCCAGUGUGGUUUCUGUGUUUCUCAGCAUGAGCACUGUGACCUGUGUGUUUAUCCGUAGGAAAGUGAGUGUGGUGAACCAUUAA
This is a messenger RNA of Chanos chanos (milkfish), 882 nucleotides long. Its product is annotated as macrophage mannose receptor 1-like. The transcript is spliced from 3 exons. The record is from RefSeq and is a predicted model, not a curated record. Bases 1 to 882 code for a protein of 293 amino acids. NCBI's taxonomy places the organism in Eukaryota, Metazoa, Chordata, Actinopteri, Gonorynchiformes, Chanidae.